GCCCUUGCGCCGAAUCUCUUCCACGUUCUCCCUUCGGCGACCAAAGAAAGGGAAAAUCCGAUAGGAAACCUUCCUGUCAAUGGCCGCCUCCCCUUCCAAGGGCGUUAGGGUUUAACUCCAACUUCUCCUAGAUCUCUCUCACCGCCCCUCUCCACGAUCAGGCACCGCAGUACCUGGCAGCCUCAUGGGGUACCUGCAGGAGGCCAGGGAGAAUCACGUCAAGAAGAAGGUCGAGGAAGCUUUGCGCAGCAAAAUGAAACAAAAGGCCCUCAAGGAAUGUGAUGUGCUGUGUUCAAAAUAUGCCGAAUGUGCUCGAGGAAGAACUUUCUCUGUGGUUUGGACAUGCCGCAAGCAAGCCAAAGAGUUGAAUAACUGUCUUCAUCAAUUCAGGAGAAUAAUGUUAAAGAUAUCUAUAUAUUGUACAGACAACGAGACAAUGUUCAUGCCUCACCAAUGACGCAAUACUGGAAGAUAUGAAGAAGGCUUACAUGGAUGAGCAAGAGAGCAAGGAGAAGAACAAAUAAUCUUUAUGCAUGGAUAAAUUGAAAGUCAUGGUUCUCCAUGCCUGUACGUACACUGCUGCUUCUGGAAUUUGGCAGUUGCUUACUGGUUAUCUUGCUUGAUUGAUGCUGAAUUCCUAUAGACCUUUUGUGAACAUUUGGGUUUGUCCGGAUGCAUAACCCGGUAUGAUCUCAAGGAAUCCAUGUAGUACUUUUUUUGGCUUGCAA
Messenger RNA from Aegilops tauschii subsp. strangulata, 728 nucleotides. The record is from RefSeq and is a predicted model, not a curated record. NCBI's taxonomy places the organism in Eukaryota, Viridiplantae, Streptophyta, Magnoliopsida, Poales, Poaceae.